AUGGCUACUACCGUUACAGCUACAAAUGAACUGUACGAACGUUUAGAAUGUGUCAAUUCCUGUUCAUCACAACUGCAGGAACUAAACAGACAACUAAACCAAUUGGAUCUGAAACAGGUUGAGAGUUCAGUCUAUGACCAAUUGUUUCAUUGGCGUCUGACAAUGAACGAGAAAAUUGCUGCUGCUGGUAAAAGUGAUUCUCAAUAUACAAAGGAAAUGCUGAAUGCUGUUGAACGAACAAGCAAAAUAAAAGCAAGUGAAAUAAAAGUAUUGUUAAAUGAACUGGAAAUGGAUUUUAGUACAUUUCGUGACGGCAGAUACAAAAAACUUCAGCAGCUGGAAGAAUUGGUUAAAGAAAUCGAAAAGAACAAAGCGGAUGAUGAACGACCAAUUCUCUUAUUAAAGUAUGAAGUCGAUUUAUUAUCCAAUGAAAUUAAUUCAUUAAAAUAUGGUAUCGUCUUUAGUUCUGAAGCGGCAGAAAAGUUACCGUCAGUCUCGUCAGGAAAUGAUCAACACUUCAGUCAGCCACUGUCAACUCUGUUAGGCGUUAAUACAAUUGGUUUGGCGAAGGAAUUUCAGUUUGACAGUACGACCACGGCUUCUACUCCUCCUGCUGAAGGUAGUAGUGCAACUCCGGGUGAAACAUGGAGCGAAAAAUUAAAAACUCUAAUUGGUUGUAUUCCGACUGAUGCUGGUGCAUCUUAUUAUAAUGUACACUACAAAUACCUGUAA
Molecule: messenger RNA, 732 nt
Organism: Didymodactylos carnosus
Lineage: Eukaryota; Metazoa; Rotifera; Eurotatoria; Philodinida; Philodinidae
Source: the annotation of a GenBank genome assembly